AUGCAGGAACCUAGAGGUGAAGGCCAUCACCACCUCUCACAACCCCAACUAACAAUUAAAAUAUUGUGCUGGCUUCACCCAACAUGGACUAUGUGGUUUCUGAGUACGCCCAUUGUUUUAUCUCUAGUGGUGAACUUCAUAUUGCUUCUCAACAUACUCCGCAUUCUAUUGUCCAAAAUUAGAGCAUUUAAUUCUGCCGAACACAGUCAAAACAGGAGGGCAGUGAAAGCCACUUUAAUUCUAAUCCCACUGUUAGGACUGCAGAACAUGCUGACCUUGGUAAAACCCGAACUGGACAAGCCAGGACUUUUUGCCUGGGACAUGGCAUCUGCUGUCCUGGUUUCAUAUCAGGGAGCAGUAGUGGCACUGAUAUACUGUUUUUUCAAUGGUGAAGUUCUGGCAGUGUUGAAACGAAGGUGGAAUCAGUGUCACCAUACCUACGAUCCUGCAAUGGGGAGGCCUUCCUCAAUGAGCACAACAGCCAUUACAAUGGAUGAUACCAGCACAACCUGUACAAUACUGAAGAACGGUAGCAACCGGCUGGUGCGGCCUGUUACCAACAAUGUAAAGGAUACAACAGAACUGCAGCUGAUGAUGCCAGCAGGGAAAAGUGAUGCAGAAGUGACUUUCAAAUCAUAA
Molecule: messenger RNA, 639 nt
Organism: Candidula unifasciata
Lineage: Eukaryota; Metazoa; Mollusca; Gastropoda; Stylommatophora; Geomitridae
Source: the annotation of a GenBank genome assembly